Molecule: messenger RNA, 4896 nt
Organism: Chara braunii
Lineage: Eukaryota; Viridiplantae; Streptophyta; Charophyceae; Charales; Characeae
Source: the annotation of a GenBank genome assembly
GCGGGAAAUCAAAUCAGACAUCCACACUUAGUGACCGGGUUACGUGGCAAUUGAUUUUUGGCGGGAAAUCACCCACCCUCCGUCGAUUAAUAUGGCCAUGAUGGAUUGCGCGAUGGCGGGAACGGCAGCAGUGACGUCACGAGGUUGCCUCGUGACAAGGAUUGGGAUCGGGAUCGUAGAUAAUCGUACGGCCACGACAAGUGGCGGGGGGCGGCUGACGUGGCGGUCUGUCGGAAGGGGUGUCGGAGGCGAGGAUUUAAAAAGGCGGGAAAAUGCAGUGAAGAACGCCGGGGACAAAAUUCGCGGGAAAAGAGAAAAAGCACAUGACGACGAAUUCCACGUGGCAGCUACAGGUUCAUCGAUCAGGAAGCAGAGGCUGAGGGACACUUCUGCGGCCAACCAUGACAGGAUAGCUGGGAAUAAAAAAGUCUUUUUACGACCGGUCGUACGACCGUCGCUGCUGCUUCUGCAAGCAACGACCGGUCGUACGGCCAAAGCGGUCGUCGAGAAUGAUUGGCAGCAAGGAAAUCAACAGCGGCAUAGAGAGAAGUCACAGGAUUGUCCGAUGACGAUGACGAUGACGAUGCCGAUGACACGUGGCGGAGGCAGGAUCGAGGAAAACGCCCACCGUCCUCUCUCCCAACGCCACGACAGGGGGAGGUGGUCCCCACCCCUGCGACGUUUGCCAAAGACGAAGGCGUGGACGGCGGGAUGCCCGAUCUCCUCCACCCCUAGGAAGGGUCAAGACUCGUUUUUUGUCCGGUGUAAUUGCCCCUCGAGAUGGGACAUCCGUCGUCGUCGUGCCUGUUCCAGCUGUAAUUGCGAGACGUCAACAAGUUCUGCCAUGUUUUUGACGGGAAGGUGGUUCGUUACCUCGUCGUUGCAGUCGGGAUUGGGAUCGGGAUUGGGAUCGGGAUUGGGCGUGUCGGGAUCUUGGAACGGCAGCUGCAGUGGCCACCCCCCCCACCUUCCGAUGCCUUCUGACGAGGACGUCAGCAGGAGCUCGAGGACGACCAGGAAGAGAGUCACGGCGGCGGGAGGGGCUUAUCCUUAUCGUCGGUGGUUUUCGCCAUCGCCAUCAUCUCCAUCAUCGCCAUCAUCGCCAUCAUCGUCAUCAUCGCCAUCGCCAUCGCCAUCGCCAUCAUGGUGGUGGUGCUGGUGGGUGAAUGAGAAAUGGUCGGGAUCGGGAUUGGGUGCUGCGCGAGGAGAAACUUCCAUUGACGGAGCCUCCGAGCCGUUGGAUGGGACGAACGAGAGGCGAUUAGGGCGACGGCCGCCGCUGGAGGGAGGAACGAGAAGAAGCGGCGAUGAUGAUAAUGACUCGUCGUCGAUGAUGAUGUGGCAGUUAGAAUGUGCGGAAUUGGCAAAUGAUGCCCGCAGGCAUGCCACCCAAUCCCGAUCCCGUCCAAUGUCGGCUGACAGCAAGGGCAAGGGAGCAGAACAUGGAACGGCGGGGGCACAACGGGCCACCCAAUCCCGAUCCCGUCCAGCGUCUCGUAUUUCGUCACGAGGCAAGACUGAGGACAAGAGGAGGGACAAACAGGCAGGCGAGGUUCUGUCAGAGCCAUCGCACCCCCUUUUGAUACCCUCUGCCUCAGAUGCCCCUGGCGUUUCCAUAGCCAUGGCCAUGGCCUUUGAUAAUCCUCUGUGGCGAUGGAAGAAGAAGCUCCCCAGGAAGACCAAGUUAACCAUCAUCAAAUACAACUCAGAAAUACCGAUCAAGGAUUUCAUUUACCCCACUUCUUCUUCCUCUUCUUCUUCUUCUUCUUCUUUAUCUCCUCUUCCUCCUCCUCCUCCUCCUCCUGCUCCUCCUAACACUCUUAGUACUCCUAUUCCAGUGUCAAGAAAGAGGGAGAAGACACCCAGGAAGUUAAUAAGGAAAGGGAAUUUGAUCAUACAGAUUCCCAUAGCAGAAGAAGAUGGAGAAGAUGUGUGCCGGGAGCAAUCCGCAAGGAGCAGGAGCAGUCUGUGUCGGCGACCAGCGGCACCAAUCACCCAUGGUGCCAAUUCCUUGUCCCCUACCCCCCCUACCUCCCCUUCCUCCUCCUCCUCCUCAUUGAGGUCGGCUGUGGCCAUGGCGGGAAAGCGGAAUGAUCUUCGUCCCAGCGAGCAGCAUUCAGUAGUUGAAGAGAAAGCGCUUAGCCGAGACCUAGAUCGGCACAAGAUGAAUGGUUUGGAUUCUGACGAAGACGACGCAGACAAAGAACAAGAUGUUCAUCGCCCAUCCGGCAAAGCCACGGGGAGUUCUACUUUGAUGAAAGAAGUCUGGUCCAGAGGAAGAUGGCUGCUGGGGUUGCUGGUUUUGCAAUCCAGCUCAUCGUUUGUUCUACAAUACUACACCGAACUGAUUGAGAAGCAUUUGGUGAUCACCCUCUUCCUCACCAUGCUUGUCGGCGCUGGCGGAAAUGCAGGCAAUCAGAGUGCUAUCAAGGUCAUCAGAGCGCUGGCUACACAGGAGCUGCAGCCAACUUUCAAAAACCUACGCCACAGCCUCAAGGAGCAGCUGAUGGUGGGGUUUCUAUUGGCAGUUGCACUGAGCGGGAUGGCCUUUGUACGGGUACUGGCAAGUGGCUAUGGCAUUACUAACUCCAUCGCGAUUUCAAUCUCGCUGUUCGUGAUCGUGUUGACAUCAGUGGUCGUGGGCUCGACCCUCCCUUUCCUCCUAGCAUGGGGUGGAUUUGACCCAGCAAAUGCGGGAACAUCUGUUCAGGUGAUCAUGGAUAUUUUGGGAGUGUCCGUAACCUGCGCUAUGCACAUUAAAGAACUACAGGCAGGCGUAUAUGGCUUACAUGGCGCCGCAGAAGACGGAGGAGAGAAACAAAAAGGGGAGGAGGAGGAGGAGGAGGAGGAGGAGGAGGAGGAGGAGGAGGAGGAAAGGGAGAGAGAGACAUCCAGCGGAGGAACCUGACCAUGGCAGUUUAUACUGAGCCCUCCAUCGUUACCAUUGGUGCCCACUUCGGAGAAGCCGAAAGGAAAAAGACGGAGGCGAAGAAAAGAAAAAGAGAAGAAUUGGAGAGGACAAUGAAGGAGGGGGAGGAAAAAGAGGAGAAAAUGUAGAAAUUAGGAGAAAAUUUUAUCACACCGCAUAAUAGAGGCUCUCUUAUGCGAAGUAUCGGUGGCGGAACUAUCGCAGGAGAAGAUGUUAUCCCACUGCAUGUACCUGGCAAGUGAGGAGGGGCCUUGGGAGCACGCUGGCUCACUUUGCGCGCAUGGGAGAGGCCCAAAGGCUGGCUGAAUUACUUUGGGCAAUCUAUAUAAGUGAACGGAGUAAGCCGCCUCACUCACAUUUGCAUCAGGUAUCCAGAUGCUGCCCCAAUGCAACUGGACGAGCUUUAGACUCAACCGGAGUGAGAGGAGGGGAACCCCUGCUACCGUCUUCCCCCGAACAUAACGCACCCUAAAAAUGAAUGUAUACAAGCUAUAUUUCCGGCCAGAUACAGCCAAAAUAAGGGUGCGUUGUGUUCGGGGGAAGACGGUAGUUGGGAGCUUAAGAGCAGUCCUUAGAGCUUGGGGAGGGGCUAGAGGGAAAGGGGGAAGUGGUGCUGGCCUAGGGAAGUGCUCCGCCAUAGCCCUCAGACUGUAGAGGAGGAAGAGAGGCUAGUGGGAACCUCCAUAACCCUCCUAGAGGGAAGGACUCCAUAGCUCUAGUGUUAGGGGGUCCACCAUAGCUAAGGAGGACCAAGGAGGAAACCUUGAGAGUAGAAGGAAGAAGGAGACUUGAGGAAGGAGAAAGAGAAGAAGGGAGAAGAAGGGUGAAGAAGAAGGGACAUAACUCCAAGAGGAGGAGGGAGGGAUUGGACUACAAACAGGUCUCCAUCAAGCUCCCACCAACGUCCAAGACCAAUAAGGAUGUCAGUGGGGAUAAAGGAGAACAUUCUUCUUCUUCUUCUUCUUCUUCUUCUUCUUCUUCUUCUAUUUCUUCUUCUUCUUCUUCUUCUUCUUCUUCUUCUUCUUCUUCUUCUUCUUCUUCUUCUUCUUCUUCUUCUUCGUCGUCGUCUUUGUCUUCGUCUUCGUCUUGUUCUUCUUCUUCUUCCCGCUCUUCUCCCUCCUCCCUUUGUUCCCGUAUCCUUCUUCCCCCUUCUGUCUUCUCUUUCUUCUCUCUCUCUCUCUCUCUCUUUUCUUCUUUUCUUUUAGAAAGAGAUUAGAUUAGGGUUCUCUACAUUUUCCAUCUCCAUUUUUCUACUUUCUCACUUGUUCCUACUUCGGUUUUCACUUGGUAGCAUUCUGAUCUUGUUCUUCUCCAUUUUCUGUUCAUUUUAUGCACGACUUUCUACUUUCUCAAUUGUUUCUACUUCGGUUUUCACUUGGUAGCAUUGUGAUCUUGUUCUUCUUCAUUUUCUGUUCAUUUUAUGCACGACUUUCAGCUUUCUCACUAGUUUCUACUUCGGUUUUCACUUGGUAGCAUUGUGAUUUUGUUGUUGUUCUUCUUCUUCUCUUCAUUUUGUGCAUGAACUUCGACUUUUUCACUUGUCCUUCGGUUUUCACUUGCAUCAUCUUGUUCUUCUUUAUUUUCUCUCCGUUUUGUGCAUUCGCUUCUACUUCCUCUCACUUCCUCCUCCUUCUGGGUAAGGCGCCCCUCCCUCUCAAAUCCGCUGACCUAGAAAGGAGAGAGCGAGCGAGCGAGAGAGAGAGAGAGAGAGAGAGAGAGAGAGAGAGAGAGAGAGAGAGAGCUGCUUGUUGGUGUUGUUGGCGGCGGCGGCGAUAGCCGCAAGCUGGAGAACCUGUUCUUAACUUUUUAUAUGAUUUCGAAUUUUCGAGUUGUAAAUAAUUUUAUUAAUUUCCGACUCUUCCGAGUCUGCUCUUACCAUGUGAAUCUUGCUGGUAUGUUUUGGAUCUUGAGUGCAAUGUUUGAAGUUUGAAGUUUGAAGUUUGAAGCAAUAAAGACAAGCAAGCAGG